GUAUUGAUUUUAGUGUUUUGUCAUGUCUGGCCGGGGGAAACAGGGCGGUAAGGUACGUGCCAAGGCGAAGACCCGCUCUUCGCGCGCCGGGCUCCAGUUCCCCGUGGGACGUGUGCACCGCCUGCUCCGCAAGGGCAACUACGCCGAGCGGGUCGGGGCCGGCGCGCCGGUGUACCUGGCGGCAGUGCUGGAGUACCUGACGGCCGAGAUCCUGGAGCUGGCGGGCAACGCGGCCCGCGACAAUAAGAAGACGCGUAUCAUCCCGCGUCACCUGCAGUUGGCCAUCCGCAACGACGAGGAGCUCAACAAGCUGCUGGGCAAAGUCACCAUCGCUCAGGGCGGCGUCCUGCCCAACAUCCAGGCUGUACUGCUGCCCAAGAAGACCGAGAGCCACCACAAGGCCAAGGGAAAAUUUCAAAAUCAAAGAUGGCGUCCGGCGGUCCUGGGACUGGCUCUGGUGGUGCUUGAGGUUAUCGCACCGUGA
Molecule: messenger RNA, 484 nt
Organism: Lagenorhynchus albirostris (white-beaked dolphin)
Lineage: Eukaryota; Metazoa; Chordata; Mammalia; Artiodactyla; Delphinidae
Product: histone H2A type 1-like
Exons: 2
Coding region: 23-484 (153 amino acids)
Cellular component (GO): nucleosome
Molecular function (GO): structural constituent of chromatin; protein heterodimerization activity; DNA binding
Source: RefSeq, a predicted model, not a curated record